AUGCUGCUCCUGCUGCUGCCUCGGCCUCCCGGUCGCCGCACCGCAGUCGUCUGUGCGUCUGUUGCUGCUGCCUCCGCCCGUGGUCGCCGCCUCCUAGUGCUCGCUACAGCUGCUGAUGCUGCCUCGGCCUCCCGGUCGCUGCAUCCCAGUAGUCAGUGCAUCUGCUGCUGCUGCCUCAGGCACCUGGACUCCGCCUGCCAGGGCUCGAUGCUGCUGCUGCUGCUGCUGAUGCCUCCGCCCGCCGGUCGCCAGUGUUCAGUGCAUGUGCUGCUGCUUCCUCAGCCAUCUAUUCUCCACCCCCCAGGGCUCGCCGCUGCUGCUCCUGCUGAAGCUGCUGCCUCUGCCUCCUGGUCCCCGCAUCACCCUGCUCGAUGCUACUGCUGCUGCUGCCUGUGUCUCCUGUUCACCACCUCCGAGUCGUUGGUGCUUCUGCUGCUGCUGCCUCCGUCGCCUGGUCCCCGCCUUCCAGUGCUCGCUGCUGCCGCUGCUGCUACCUCAGCUUCCCGGUCGUGCCUCCCAAGUCGUCAGUCCUUCUGCUGCUGCUGCCUGAUCCGCCUGCUCGCCGCCAACCAGUGCUCGCUGCUGCUGCUGCUGCUACCUCAGCCUCCCAGUCGGCACAUCCCAGUCAUUGGUGCUUCUGCUGCUGCUGCCUCAGCCACCCGGUCUCCGCUUCCCAGAGCUCGUUGCUGCUGCUGCUGCUGCUGCCUUAGGUCCCUGGUCACCGCAUCCCAGACGUCGGUGCUUCUCCUGCUGCUGCCUCCGCCGCCUGGUCUCCGCCUCCAAGGGCUCGCGGCUGCUGCUGCUGCUGCCUUGGCCUCCCAGUCGCCGAAUCCCAGUCGUCGGUGUUUCUGUUGCCGCUGCCUCAGACUCCUGUUCCGCGCCACCCAUUGGUCGCUUCUUCUUCUGCUGCUGCUGCCUCCACCUCCUGGUGCCUACUGCCUGCUGCUCGCUGAUGCUGCAUCAGCUGCCUCCGCCUCCUCGUCACGACCCCCAGUGGUCGGUGCUGCUGCUGCUACUACCUCCACCUCCUUGUUGCCACCCCCAGUGGUCGGUGCUGCUGCUGCUGCUGCCUCCGCCGCCUGUUCACCAACUCCCGGUGUUAGCUGCUGCUGCUGCUGCUGCUGCUGCUGCGUCCGCUUCCUGGUCCUCGUUUCCCCGUGCUCGCUGCAACCGCUGCUGCUCCCUCUGCCUCCUGGUUGCUGCCCCCAGUGGUCACUGCUGCUGCUGCUAAUUGCUCCGCCGCCUGGACGCCGCCUCCCCUUGUUCGCUGCUGCUGCUGCUGUUGCCUCUGCGUCCUGGUCCCUGCCUCCCAGUGCUCGCUGCUACUGCUGCUACUACUACCUCUCCCUCAUGGUCGCGGCCUCCCAGUGCUCACUGCUGCUGCCCCCGCCUCCUGGUCGCCGCCUCACAUUGGUUGGUGCUGCUGCUGCUGCUGCUGCUUCUGCCACCUAG
Messenger RNA from Schistocerca serialis cubense, 1452 nucleotides. RefSeq lists its product as uncharacterized. Lineage: Eukaryota; Metazoa; Arthropoda; Insecta; Orthoptera; Acrididae. The record is from RefSeq and is a predicted model, not a curated record. The transcript has a single exon. Bases 1 to 1452 code for a protein of 483 amino acids.